Cryphonectria parasitica EP155 is the source of this 1137-nucleotide messenger RNA. Its product is annotated as family 28 glycoside hydrolase. NCBI's taxonomy places the organism in Eukaryota, Fungi, Ascomycota, Sordariomycetes, Diaporthales, Cryphonectriaceae. Gene Ontology annotation, molecular function: polygalacturonase activity. Gene Ontology annotation, cellular component: extracellular region. The transcript is spliced from 5 exons. Bases 1 to 1137 code for a protein of 378 amino acids. Gene Ontology annotation, biological process: pectin catabolic process. The record is from RefSeq and is a predicted model, not a curated record.
AUGGCGGCGCCUGCCCCCGAGGCCGCCCCUGCGCCGACGCCUGCUCCUAGCCCUCACGAGGUUGAACGGGCCAUCGAGGACCGGGCCAUUGAAGCCCGUGCGGCUACCUGCAAGUUCACCGGCAGCCUUGGCUACUCCUCGGCCUCCGUGUCCAAGUCGUCUUGCUCCACCAUUAUCCUGGACACCCUCACCGUCCCUGGUGGAGUCACUCUUGAUCUGACGGAUCUGCCUGACAACACGGUUGUUAUCUUCGAGGGCGAGACCUCUUUCGAAUACGAGGAGUGGGAGGGUCCGCUGUUUGCUGUCUCUGGCACUGGUAUCACCGUGGCUGGUGAGGCGUCUGGUGGCUCGAUCCUGAACGGCAAUGGUGCAAGCUACUGGGAUGGCGAAGGUUCCGACGGCGGAGUGACCAAGCCCAAGUUCUUCCAGGCCCACGACCUGACAGACUCGCUCAUCGAGACUCUCACCAUCCUGAACCCGCCUGUCCAGGUCUUCAGUGUCAAUGGUGUCUCCAACCUCGAGCUCGCAUACAUCACCAUCGACGCCUCUGCCGGAGACAGUCUUGGUGCCAACACCGACGGCUUCGAUAUUGGUUCUUCUGAUACGGUCACCAUUGAGUACGCGACGGUCUACAACCAGGAUGAUUGCGUCGCCAUCAACUCUGGCACGAACAUCAUCUUUAGGAAUGGCUACUGCUCCGGUGGUCAUGGUCUGUCUGUCGGUUCCGUCGGUGGGCGAACCGAAAACACCGUGGACGGAGUUCAAUUCCUGACCUCCACUGUUACCAACUCUGUGAAUGGAAUCCGUAUCAAGGCCACUGAGGGAGACACCGGUACCAUUACUGAUGUCGAGUACGACGACAUCACUCUUUCGGACAUCUCCAAAUAUGGUAUUCUCAUUGAGCAGAACUACGACGGCGGAGACCUCAAGGGUUCUCCCACGAGCGGCAUUCCCAUCACUGACCUCACGGUCAAGAACAUCGUCGGCUCUGGCGCCGUCUCGAGCUCUGGAUACGAUGUUGUGGUUGUCUGCGGCUCGGGAGCUUGCUCCGGCUGGACCUGGUCCGAUGUUGUUGUGACUGGUGGUAAGACGUACAGCUCUUGCGAGAACGUUCCCAGCGGCAUCGCGUGCUCUUGA